CCCUGUCCCCCCAGGCACCAUGGUGCGCAUGAACGUUCUCGCCGACGCGCUGAAAAGCAUCAACAAUGCCGAGAAGCGCGGGAAGCGGCAGGUGCUCAUCAGGCCCUGCUCCAAGGUGAUCGUGCGCUUCCUCACCGUCAUGAUGAAGCACGGUUACAUCGGUGAAUUUGAGAUAAUUGAUGAUCACAGAGCUGGGAAGAUUGUUGUCAAUCUAACAGGCAGACUGAACAAGUGUGGUGUAAUCAGUCCCAGAUUUGAUGUUCAGCUGAAGGAUUUGGAAAAGUGGCAGAACAACCUACUGCCUUCACGUCAGUUUGGGUACAUAGUGCUGACAACCUCAGCUGGCAUCAUGGACCACGAGGAGGCUAGGCGAAAACACACAGGAGGCAAAAUCCUGGGAUUCUUUUUCUAAAACUUGUAAAAAAAAAGAGGAUACUAAUAAAUUGUUCAAAUGGA
This is a messenger RNA of Merops nubicus (carmine bee-eater), 456 nucleotides long. It is a transcript of the gene RPS15A, whose product is annotated as ribosomal protein S15a. The transcript has 4 exons. The record is from RefSeq and is a predicted model, not a curated record. NCBI's taxonomy places the organism in Eukaryota, Metazoa, Chordata, Aves, Coraciiformes, Meropidae. Gene Ontology annotation, cellular component: ribosome; cytosolic small ribosomal subunit. Gene Ontology annotation, biological process: translation. Bases 20 to 412 code for a protein of 130 amino acids. Gene Ontology annotation, molecular function: structural constituent of ribosome.